AUGAUUUCAAUUAUUUAGUCUUUCCAAAAUUAGUCAAUUCUGCGCUGUAAUAUUAUCACUUCCUGUCUAUAUCCCCACUUUUUGUAUUUGAUAAGAAAUAAACAAGCGCCCACAGUCCACCAUACUUUUUCACAAUCCUCCAUUAAUUGACGAGCCAAGAUUUUCAUUUUUGUUUUGCAUAAACUCGAAUCAAAAUCAAGAACCCAGAAGCUAAAAAAUGAGUUCAUCAGCAGCAACAAGGAAGCUGGAAGUGGUGUCACCAGUACCAGCUGAUAUAGACAUUGCUAACUCAACUCAGCCUCUUCAUAUCUCUCAGAUUGCCAAUGAACUCAAUCUUAAUGCUGACCAUUAUGAUCUUUAUGGAAAAUACAAGGCCAAGGUUUUGUUGUCUGUUCUUGAUGAGGUUGAAGGAUCAGCUGAUGGGUACUAUGUGGUUGUCGGAGGGAUUACUCCUACUCCACUUGGGGAAGGCAAGUCAACUACUACUGUUGGUCUUUGCCAGGCUUUGGGUGCUUUUCUUGAUAAAAAGGUUGUCACCUGUCUUCGUCAACCAUCACAAGGGCCAACUUUUGGAAUUAAAGGGGGUGCUGCAGGUGGUGGUUAUAGUCAAGUGAUUCCAAUGGAUGAAUUCAAUCUUCACCUAACGGGAGAUAUUCAUGCUAUAACAGCUGCAAACAAUCUCCUAGCAGCUGCUAUUGAUACCCGUAUUUUCCACGAGUCGACACAAACAGAUAAAGCGCUUUUCAACCGAUUAUGCCCUCCUAACAAAGAAGGGAAAAGAAGCUUUAAUGAAAUAAUGUUUAGGCGUCUGAAGAAGUUUGGUAUUUCUAAAACCAAACCCGAGGACCUUACCCCAGAAGAAAUUAAUAAAUUUGCAAGGCUUGAUAUAGACCCAGAGUCAAUUACUUGGAGGAGAGUUAUGGAUGUGAAUGACAGGUUCUUGAGGAAGAUUACUGUGGGCCAAGGUCCUGAAGAAAAGGGAAUGGUGAGAGAAACAGGUUUUGAUAUUUCGGUUGCUAGUGAAAUAAUGGCAGUUUUGGCUCUCACAACAUCUCUUUCUGAUAUGAGGGAGAGGCUUGGAAAAAUGGUCAUUGGAAAUAGCAAGGCUGGUGACCCAGUAACAGCUGAUGAUCUUGGUCUUGGUGGUGCUUUAACUGUACUAAUGAAGGAUGCCAUUAAUCCAACUUUAAUGCAGACUCUUGAAGGAACCCCUGUUCUUGUUCAUGCAGGCCCCUUUGCAAACAUUGCUCAUGGAAAUUCUUCCAUUGUUGCUGAUAAAAUUGCAUUGAAACUGGUUGGACCGGGUGGUUUUGUGGUCACAGAGGCGGGCUUUGGUGCUGAUAUUGGUACUGAGAAGUUUAUGAAUAUAAAGUGCCGAUAUAGUGGUUUAACGCCUCAAUGUGCUAUUAUCGUUGCAACGAUUAGGGCCCUGAAAAUGCACGGCGGUGGUCCGGCAGUUGUUGCUGGAAAGCCUCUUGACCGAGCCUACACAACUGAGAAUGUCGCUUUGGUUGAAGCUGGGUGUGUGAAUCUGGCUAGGCAUAUUUCAAACACAAAGGCUUACGGUGUGAAUGUUGUAGUUGCUGUAAACAUGUUCUCUACCGACUCUGAAGCAGAGCUUAAUGCAGUUAAAAAUGCAGCAAUGGCUGCUGGAGCAUAUGAUGCUGUUGUAUGCACACAUCAUGCCCAUGGCGGCAAGGGAGCGGUGGACCUGGGAAUUGCAGUUCAAAAGGCCUGUGAGAAUGUGACGCAGCCUUUGAAGUUUUUAUAUCCGUUGGAUAUUAGCAUCGAAGAUAAAAUAGAGGCAAUAGCGAGGUCAUAUGGUGCUAGUGGUGUUGAGUACUCAGAGCAGGCUAAGAAGCAGAUUGAGAUGUACAGCAAGCAGGGGUUCUCUGGUCUACCAAUCUGCAUGGCUAAAACCCAGUAUUCAUUUUCAGACAAUGCAGCUGCGAAAGGAGCACCAUCAGGAUUUAUUUUGCCAAUAAGGGAUGUCAGAGCAAGCAUUGGGGCUGGUUUCAUUUAUCCUUUAGUCGGGACGAUGAGCACCAUGCCCGGUCUUCCUACUAGGCCUUGCUUUUAUGACAUUGACAUCAACACCGCUACCGGUAAGGUCGUUGGUCUCUCAUAAACCUACUUCACAUCGUCUACUCGUCGAUUGUUUGCCAUUGCUGCCUUUUCUCCAUGUAAUACAUUGCGUAUUCUGGAUUCGGCUUCUUUAGUGAAUGCUUUCAUAUUCAAACCUUGAAUAAUAAGAGCUUAAAGACCGGGGAAUGAACUUAAGUAUCAAUUUGCUACCUAAA
Messenger RNA from Mercurialis annua (annual mercury), 2300 nucleotides. RefSeq names its product formate--tetrahydrofolate ligase. The record is from RefSeq and is a predicted model, not a curated record. Gene Ontology annotation, molecular function: ATP binding; formate-tetrahydrofolate ligase activity. NCBI's taxonomy places the organism in Eukaryota, Viridiplantae, Streptophyta, Magnoliopsida, Malpighiales, Euphorbiaceae. Bases 218 to 2128 code for a protein of 636 amino acids. The transcript has 5 exons.